This is a messenger RNA of Ictalurus punctatus (channel catfish), 2376 nucleotides long. RefSeq names its product ring finger protein 113A (gene rnf113a). Gene Ontology annotation, cellular component: U2-type spliceosomal complex. The transcript is spliced from 10 exons. Gene Ontology annotation, molecular function: metal ion binding. Lineage: Eukaryota; Metazoa; Chordata; Actinopteri; Siluriformes; Ictaluridae. The record is from RefSeq and is a predicted model, not a curated record. Bases 44 to 1012 code for a protein of 322 amino acids. Gene Ontology annotation, biological process: snoRNA splicing.
ACGCCUCUUAACGCUCCUGGUUUGUUUGUGAGCGGAAUUCAAGAUGGCGGAGACUGAGGAAACAAAACCAGCAACCUGCACGUUUCUUUUUAAGAAAUCAAGCAAGAAAUUCUCCGCACGCAAAAGAAAAGCCAGUGACAGCGACAAAGACAGAAGCAGCGAUGAGGAGAAAAACGCCGUGGUGAAAAGGGAGAAGAAACCAAGCUCUCACAACCCCAUGAUCCAGCGGACCAAGAAGGUGGAAAAAGAAGUGGUUUCCUCCAGCGAAAGUGAUGAAGACAAAGAAGCCAAGAAGAUCACAGUGGCUUAUAAAUCCACUCGCUCAGCGAAACCAGAGGGACCCGACGACAUGGGAGCCACCGCCGUGUACGAGCUGGACACCGAGAGAGAUAAAGACGCUCAGGCCAUCUUUGAACGCAGCCAGAAAAUCCAGGAGGAACUGCAAGGUAAAGAGGAUGAUAAAAUCUACCGCGGCAUCAACAACUAUCAGAAGUUCAUUAAGCCUAAGGACACCACCAUGGGUAAUGCUUCAUCUGGCAUGGUCAGGAAAGGACCAAUCAGAGCCCCUGAGCACCUGAGGGCUACAGUGCGGUGGGACUACCAGCCCGACAUAUGCAAAGAUUACAAAGAGACGGGCUUCUGUGGAUUCGGAGACAGCUGCAAGUUCUUGCACGACCGCUCCGAUUACAAACACGGCUGGCAGAUCGAGAGGGAGCUGGAGGAGGGACGCUACGGUGCUAACGACGAAGAAAACUAUGAGGUGAGCAGCGACGACGAGGAUCUGCCUUUCAAGUGCUUCAUCUGCAGGGAUUCGUUCAAGAACCCGAUUAUAACAAAGUGUAGGCAUUAUUUCUGCGAGGCCUGCGCUCUGCAGCACUACCGCAAGUCCAAGCGCUGCUACGUCUGCAACCAACAAACCAACGGAGUCUUCAACCCAGCCAAAGAGUUGAUGGCGAAGAUGCAGAAACGUGAGGCUGCUGGAGACCAGCCACCAUCAGACGAGGAAGACUAGCAUUCCUGUCACCUCCCUGUCAUUCCCGUCCUGCUCUUCCCUUUACUCCCCGAGUUUUGUAAAUUAAUUAAUAAAAAAUAAAUUCUCUCUUUUUUUUUUUUUUUCCUAACCACUUGUGUGUUUUACUCUUUGUCUCCGUUCCGUUCUUCCGUCGGAAUGGAAAUGGACUCAGGAUAAACAAAUGGAUUAUUUCAAGUCCGUUAUAAGAUGAGUCAGGACGCUGUUGGGUUUCUGUGUGUAGAGUACCGUGACUGUGUUUAGCUGCUGGUGAGCAGGGCGAUGGGAAAGGAGAGGGGUGUGAGCCCGCUGCUGGGCAAACAAUGGUGUGAACCUCUCCACAAUAACACUGGUACAUAAAGAUGAAACGGACCGCGAAGAGAGUGAAUUUUUAAUGCAUGCUACAACACGGACGCAAUCAGAGACGCAGAUUAGUUCCGUACGGGGCGUCUGUUCUGUGCAGUCAGACAGCGUCUUCAAAAAUAAACGUGACUGUCCUCACGUUACACGUUACGCUCAUAUCCCUUGCCGUAUAACGAGUGUCGUCCCGCCCCACCCGGGUAUAACCAGGACAACCAAAGAUUUUACACUUAAACAGGGGGAAAAAAAGUAGGAGCAGAUUGCAUGGCACAAAGGAGCAAUUCACGUUAUUAUUGACUCUGAAACGAUUCAUGAGUUUCCUAGUCGUUUUGUUCCUACGUACGCGAGUACUUUUUGUCAUGCUGUAAAGCGCGCAUUUGAUAAAACACAGGCUCUUUCCGGCUCCAAAAGUGCAGCACGUUGAACUCGCUCACGUUUCUCAUUUUUAAAAAUUUUCCUUAAACUAAUUUUCCUUCAUCUUUUGACAUAUAAGAUAAACUUUAUUGAUCCCACACUGGGGAAAUUCCCUACGAGGUCAUUGUAUAAUUAAAAUGUCCUGCAGGUGGCAUCACUUCAUACGUCCUCCUCGGUACAAAAAGAGCAGUAAAUGUAACCAGGCUCCAAAAACGGCUCGUUUGGAUGUGGUGGGACUUGUGAUGUCACACAGGCAAGCUACUUUUACAUCACCGUCGGCCACGCCCGCUGGUGCUAAGUAGCUGAAUACAUUACCGCACGUGUUAUGGCAGGGGACGUUGAUAAUUCGUUCGUAGGCGAAGAUGUUAGCCAGUAGUAGAAGUGGGGGGUUACGGCGACGUCUUCACGGUAAAGGACACAAAAACCGACCGGUCCGGUCAGAGAGAGGGUGGAAAAAGGUUAUAAAUUACUACAUUUUGUAAGGUUUUUUUUUUUUGUGUAAAAUACUUUACUAACAUUGUAAUUACACCUCAAGGAAGAUGAUAACAUUAAAGAAAAACAUCAUGACCCUUUUAACAUUUAUUAUAAUGGAA